UGGCCGGUCGUACAUGGCACCAGUCAUCUAGUAUGAUACCCUCCGCAUCCUGCGGCCAAUGUGUCUGCUGCUCGGCAGAAUAUUUUUCAUUAAUUUCCACUUACAUUAGCCGUUUAUAGCAAAGGAAAAUGUCUACAGACGUUUAUGAGCGUGUUUUGUGUGUUAAGCCUGAGGUUCAAGUUUUCACUAGAAUUCCGCCAAGAACAAGUAACAGAGGUUACCGAGCGUCAGAAUGGAAGCUGGACGCUCCAGACUGGACCGGGAGGCUCCGAAUUGUUGCGCGGGGAAAAGAUUGUGUCAUCAGACUGGAAGACAAAGGAGGUGAACUGUUUGCCGAGGCUCCCGUCGAAGCAUACCCCAGCAUAGCAGUGGAGGCAGUGCUAGAUUCCAGUCGCUACUUUGUCAUCAGGAUAUCGGAUGGAGGUCGAAAGGCAUUUAUAGGCAUUGGUUUUACAGACAGAGGUGACUCCUUUGAUUUCAACGUGGCACUGCAAGACCAUUUCAAGUGGCUCAAGCAAUCUAAGGAGAUAGAAGAACAAGAAAAGACGGCUGCACAGAACCCGGGUCCAAAACUAGAUCUUGGCUUCAAAGAAGGCCAGACUAUCAAGAUCAACAUCGGGACCUCGCAUUAUUUUGGACUUAAAUAG
Acanthaster planci (crown-of-thorns starfish) is the source of this 647-nucleotide messenger RNA. RefSeq names its product adaptin ear-binding coat-associated protein 1-like. Gene Ontology annotation, cellular component: membrane; clathrin vesicle coat. Gene Ontology annotation, biological process: endocytosis. The record is from RefSeq and is a predicted model, not a curated record. NCBI's taxonomy places the organism in Eukaryota, Metazoa, Echinodermata, Asteroidea, Valvatida, Acanthasteridae.